UUUCAAUUUUCAUUUAGCUUACAGAGUUUAUCAAAAGCUAGGCUUCUUUCUGUCGCUCUCUUCUUUCAUUUCUGGCUUGAAUAUGUCUGCCAAGUAUAUAGUAGCAUCACUCUUAGGAUCGUUUGGUGUUUCAUAUGCGUUUUUUUAUCUUGCUGCUGACAAGAAGAUUUUUGGAGGCACAACUCCAAUGACUGUUUCUAACAAAGAGUGGUGGGAAGAAACUGACAAGAAGUUUCAGAAAUGGCCUCGCACGGCUGGCCCUCCGGUGGUCAUGAACCCCAUCAGUCGCCAGAAUUUCGUCGUCAAACCCAGAGAUUCCUAAAGCAAGGGUUAUAGUGUCAUUGUUGUUGUAUCAAUUAACCUCUUUCUUAUCUUCAUGUGUAGGUUUUCAAUGAGUUACUCAUGAUGUCAAUAAAGCAGGGUUGUUAGUCUAUUAUCAA
Molecule: messenger RNA, 440 nt
Organism: Chenopodium quinoa (quinoa)
Lineage: Eukaryota; Viridiplantae; Streptophyta; Magnoliopsida; Caryophyllales; Amaranthaceae
Exons: 3
Coding region: 83-322 (79 amino acids)
Source: RefSeq, a predicted model, not a curated record